UAAUGAAAUCUCGUAUCUUUCCAAAAACAUAAAACAAUGGCAGCCGAAAGUCUUUUAUUCCUCCAAGAGAGCGAGAUUAGGAGGAAAGGACAAAAAAAAUCUAACCCGUUUCUCCUUUUAACUUCCAUCCGUCGGCGUCACCUUCUAAGGAAAACGAAGAAGGGAUGCUCAACAAGUCAAAAUCAAUGUAUCUGCUUUGGUAACACCUCCGCAGAUGAAGGGGAUGAGCUCAUUGCAGGUUUUGGGUUUGGGUGGAUAUUCCCAGAAACACAUAACGAAAUGGAAGAGGAAAGUGAAAUGGCCAAGAAGGGUCAUCUGGUUUUUGCUGCUAAUGGACAGAGGUUUGAGCUAUUCACUGUGGAUCCUUCUAUGACUUUGCUUGAGUUCCUGCGGACUCAGACCCCUUUCAAGAGUGUAAAGCUUGGUUGUGGUGAAGGUGGUUGUGGUGCUUGUACUGUUCUGCUCUCCAAGCAUGAUCCAUUGCUUGACCAAGUUGAGGAUUUUACAGCGAGUUCAUGUCUCACACUACUUUGCAGUAUAAAUGGAUGUUCAAUUACAACAUCUGAAGGCCUGGGUAAUAGCAAAGUUGGGUUCCAUUCAAUUCACAAAAGGUUCUCUGGAUUCCAUGCUUCUCAAUGUGGCUUUUGUACUCCUGGAAUGUGCAUGUCCCUCUUUGGGGCCCUUGUUAAUGCUGAAAAGACUGAUCGACCUGAACCCUCUCCAGGAUAUUCCAAGCUGACAGUCCUUGAAGCUGAAAAAGCUAUCGCAGGAAAUCUUUGUCGCUGUACUGGAUAUCGACCCAUUGCUGAUGCAUGCAAAAGUUUUGCAUCUGAUGUCGAUAUGGAGGAUUUGGGAUUUAAUUCUUUCUGGAAAAAGGGAGAGAGACAUGAAGUAAAUAUAAGUGGAUUACCUUUGUACAAUCGUAAUCAUGAGAUUUGCACUUUCCCUGCAUUUUUGAAAAGGGAAGUCAAAGCUUCCAUGCUUAUAGAUUCUAAAAGAUGUUCUUGGAACCAACCUUCUAGUUUUCAGGAGCUUCAGGGCUUAUUAAAAAGCUAUGAUGCCAACAAUGGAGUCCGGAUGAAACUGGUGGUUGGUAACACGGGCAUGGGUUAUUAUAAGGAAGUAGAACACUAUGAUAGAUACAUUGAUCUCAGGUAUAUUCCUGAACUCUCAAUGAUUAGGGGGGACCACACUGGGAUUGAAAUUGGGGCAUCUGUGACUAUUUCUAAGGCUAUUGAAGCUUUGAGGGAAGAAAGUAAAGGUGAAUUUAUCUCUGCAAGUAAGCUGGUGUUCAAAAAAAUUGCAGACCAUAUGGAGAAAGUUGCUGCCAAAUUUAUCAGAAAUAUAGGCAGUAUUGGGGGAAAUUUGGUGAUGGCACAAGGAAAACAUUUCCCUUCAGAUAUUGCCACAAUACUUCUUGCGGCCGGUUCAUUUGUUCAUAUAAUAAAUGGUGUCAUUCAUGAAAAGCUUACCUUGGAGGAGUUUUUAGAAAGGCCUCCCUUGGAUUCCAAAAGUGUACUCAUAAGUGUUAGAAUCCCAAAUUGUGGAUCCAUUAAGGAUGUAUAUCCUGAAGGAGAUAGUAAGCUGUUUUUUGAAACCUACCGAGCUGCACCGCGGCCCCUUGGAAACGCUUUGCCUUAUCUGAAUGCUGCUUUCUUGGCUGAAGUUUCCUGCUCAAAAUCAUCUAAUGGAAUUAUGAUGAAUAGCUGUCAGUUGGCAUUUGGUGCUUUUGGAACUAAACAUGCUAUUAGAGCUAGGAAAGUUGAGGAAUUUUUAACAGGAAAUUGGUUAACCAAUGCUGUUCUCUGUGAAGCUAUUAAAUUAGUUAAAGCUACUGUUGUACCUGACGAUGGAACUUCAGAUCCUGCAUAUAGGUCAAGCUUGGCUGUUGGUUUUCUUUUUGAUUUUCUUGGUCAGUUAGUAGAUAGCAGUUCUAAUGGUUGGUUGAAGGGAUAUAGUGGUAUUUCAAUGUUGGAGGAUGUCAUAUCAAAGGAGAAGUAUGACAAUCUGGAUCAUGUUAAAUACCCCACUUUGCUGUCAUCAUCCAAACAGGUGAUCGAAUUAAACAAAGAGUAUCAUCCCAUUGGUGAGCCAAUUACCAAAUCUGGAUCUGCCCUUCAAGCUUCGGGUGAGGCUGUUUAUGUGGAUGACAUUCCAUCCCCUGGAAAUUGUCUGUAUGGAUCAUUCAUUUAUAGCACAAAGCCUUUUGCUAGGAUAAAGGGUAUAGGAUUUAAUUCUAAAUCACUCCCAGAUGGAGUAACUGCACUUGUUUCUUUCAAGGACAUUCCAAAAGGUGGGCAGAACAUUGGUUUAUUGUUAUCUUUUGGUCCUGAAAGAUUGUUUGCUGAUGAGCUUACUCAGUAUGCUGGAGAACCAGUUGCAUUUGUGCUUGCAGAUUCACAGAAACACGCAGAUGUAGGAGCAAAGCUUGCAGUGGUAGAUUAUGACCUGGAAAAUCUAGAGUCUCCCAUUUUAACUGUAGAAGAGGCUGUCGAGAGGUCUAGCCUUUUUGAGAUACCGCCUGUGAUCUGUCCCAAACAAGUUGGUGAUUUCUCUAAGGGAAUUGCUGAAGCUGAUCACAAGAUUCUCUCUGCUAAGAUAAAACUCGGGUCACAAUAUUAUUUCUAUAUGGAGAAUCAGACUGCUCUUGCUGUUCCUGAUGAAGACAACUGCAUGGUGGUUUACAGUUCAAUUCAAUGUCCUGAGUAUGCACAGGCUGCGAUUGCAAAAUGUCUUGGUGUUCCUGAACACAACGUGCGUGUGCUUACAAGAAGGGUUGGAGGAGGUUUUGGUGGAAAGGUCACGAAAUCCAUGCCCGUUGCUACAGCAUGUGCACUUGCAGCACACAAGUAUCAGCGCCCGGUUAGGAUAUCUAUGAACCGCAAGACUGAUAUGAUAAUGGCAGGAGGAAGGCAUCCUAUGAAAAUAACUUACAGUGUAGGAUUCAAAUCUAAUGGGAAAAUUACUGCCUUGUAUCUUGAUAUAUUAAUUGAUGCUGGCAUAUCUCUAGACAUAAGUCCUAUGAUGCCAAAAGCAGUUGUGGGUGCACUUAAAAAGUAUAAUUGGGGUGCUUUAUCUUUUGAUAUAAAGUUAUGUAAAACAAACCUUUCAAGCAAAUCAGCAAUGCGGGGCCCUGGAGACCUGCAAGGGUCAUAUAUUGCAGAAGCCAUAAUUGAACAAGUAGCAUCUUUUCUUUCUGUUGAUGCCGAUUCUGUGAGGGCCAUAAAUUUUCACACAUAUGAUAGCCUUAAAUUAUUCUAUGAUGUCAGUGCAGGUGAUCCUCUAGAAUAUACUUUAACUUCAAUAUGGGAUAAGUUAGCCACAUCUGCAUGCUUUAACCAAAGGACUCAAAUGAUAAAAGAGUUUAAUAGGUAUAAUAUUUGGAAGAAAAGAGGUAUAUCUCGAAUACCUUGUGUGUAUGAUGUGUCAAUGAGGCCAACUCCUGGAAAAGUAAGCAUUCUACAUGAUGGGUCUAUUGUUGUUGAAGUUGGAGGAAUAGAGCUGGGUCAGGGGCUUUGGACAAAGGUAAAACAAAUGGCUGCAUUUGCUCUCAGUUCAAUCAAAUAUGAUGGAGAUGCAGACUUCUUGGAUAAAAUACGAGUCAUACAAGCUGAUACUUUGAGUUUAAUUCAAGGAGGGAUCACUGCUGGGAGCACUACAUCUGAGUCGAGCUGUGAAGCAGUCAGACUUUGCUGUGAAGUACUGGUUGAGAGACUGAUGCCUCUAAAGGAAAGGUUGCAGAUGCAAACAGAUUCAAUAAGAUGGGAGAUGCUUAUUCAAAAGGCAUAUUUGGAAGCUGUGAACUUAUCAGUGAAUUCUUUCUUCAUUCCUGACUUUGCUUCAAAACAAUACUUAAACUAUGGUGCUGCAGUGAGCGAGGUGGAAGUAGACCUUCUGACAGGGCAAACAACAAUUUUGAGAUCAGAUAUUUUAUAUGAUUGUGGGCAAUCUCUCAACCCUGCUGUGGAUUUAGGACAGAUUGAAGGAGCUUUUGUCCAAGGAAUUGGGUUUUUCAUGCUCGAAGAAUACACAACAAACUCAGAUGGAUUGGUAGACACAGAAGGCACAUGGACGUACAAGAUCCCUACAAUUGACACCAUACCAAAGCAGCUCAAUGUUGCAUUACUUCACAGUGGACGUAACCCAAAACGUGUUCUCUCUUCCAAAGCUUCUGGUGAGCCACCAUUACUCCUAGCAGCCUCAGUCCACUGUGCUACAAAAGCUGCUAUUAGUGAAGCACGAAAACAGCUUCAUUCAUGGGGUUGCUUAGAUGGCUCUCAUUUAACAUUCCAGGUGGGGGUUCCUGCCACCAUGCCUAUUGUGAAGGAGCUCUGUGGGCUGGACGUUGUAGAGAGGUACCUGCAGUGUAAAGUGGGCAGAAAUUGAAUACUGGAAAGCAAAUGUUUUUUAAUCUGCAAAAAUCGCAUUGGUAAGUUGGCCAGGCCAGCUUCUAGUUUAUUUAAAUAUUUGAUUUGUUGUGGGUUAAGAAAAUUUUUAUGGCAAAGUUUGAUGGUUUUUGAAGUUUCAUAUCUUUUUAUAUGAUUAUAAUGUAUUACUAUUUUUUAAGAGAAAAUUACUAUUUAGUUCUUGCAUUA
Hevea brasiliensis (rubber tree) is the source of this 4595-nucleotide messenger RNA. RefSeq names its product indole-3-acetaldehyde oxidase. NCBI's taxonomy places the organism in Eukaryota, Viridiplantae, Streptophyta, Magnoliopsida, Malpighiales, Euphorbiaceae. The record is from RefSeq and is a predicted model, not a curated record. Bases 37 to 4386 code for a protein of 1449 amino acids. The transcript has 11 exons. Gene Ontology annotation, molecular function: oxidoreductase activity; iron ion binding; FAD binding.